CUCAAACAAAGAAAUUACAAAUAAUUUCUUACUCUCUCUUACAUUCUUCUUCUUCUUGAAGAUUGUCCCAUGAGAAAUGUCUAUGGAUUCUAUGAACCAAACUUACGUAUGCGAAACUGUUGAGCGCCGAGGGGAUGAUACAUGGCAAUAUCUAUUCCAAAUGUCUGUAAAAUCCCCCUCUUCUCUCUUCUUAUUACAACUCUCUGCAAUUUCCUUAGUUUCUCAACUCAUGGAAUCCCUUUUCAAACCCCUUGGACAAUCUACAGUCGUCUCUCAUAUCUUUGGUGGCAUCAUCUUGGGUCCUUCGUUCUUAGGGCAAAAAGAAGAGAUAGCAAGAACGUUGUUUCCCCAACGAGGGAACCUCGCAUUGGAAACUUUUGGAAGUUUUGGCCUCAUGUUCUUCCUCUUUGUCAUGGGAGUGAAAAUCGAUGCGACAGUGAUGCUACGACCAGGGCGACAAGCGUUGGUUGUCGGUCUGUCUGUGUUCGUCUUCACCUUUAUACUACCUCUCACAUUUGUCUUCAUUUUGAAGCAUUCCAUCCCAACGCACGACCACAUCACCGACGCUCUUUAUCUCAUAGCUUUGUGUCAAACCUUGAUCGGCUCUCCCGUUAUCGCUUGUCUACUAACCGAGCUCAAGAUCUUGAAUACUGACAUCGGCCGCCUAGCAAUUUCAUCAUCCAUGUUCUGUGAUGUAUUAGCCAUGUUCGCAGCAGUUGCUACGUUAUCAUUCACAGAGAGCAAGAGAGCCAACAACGGCCAAACUCCAUUAUAUUCACUAAUAUCGUCAUUUGCACUUAUUGCUGGCAUCUUCUACGUCUUCAAGCCUAUAAUUCUUUGGAUGCUGAAGCGUUUUCAACAACGAAAGUUGAUCCAUGAAGUCUUUAUUAUCUGGAUAUUCCUUCUUGUGUUGUUCUCUGGGUUUUUGAGUGAAAUCAUAGGGCAACAUUAUUUCUUGGGGCCAUUGGUUCUUGGCUUGGUUGUGCCAGAUGGUCCUCCAUUGGGUGCUACCAUUGUAUCCAAAGUGGAAACUAUAGCUUCAAGACUGUUCUAUCCAACUUUUCUGGCUGUUAGUGGAUUGCAAACCAAUAUCUUCAUUAUCAAACUUGAACAAUGUUGGCCUGUUGUGGUUGUUAUUCUGUUUUCCUGUCUUGUUAAGAUUGGAGCAGUGGUUUUUCCGGCAAGAUACUUCAAUCUACUACAUGGAGACGCUUUGGUUCUUGGCUUUAUUCUGAAUGCUAGAGGGUUCUUGCAGCUGAUUCUUUUCAAUUUCUGGAAGCACGGACAGGUCAUUGCCUCUAUGAGACUACAAAGCCAAAUUGAUGGUAAGAUGAAGAAGAAAUAUAACUUAUUAAGCUAUUCAAUAUAUAAUAUACUCUUGACAGAACAUCUUCAUCUAUUUUUUCUAAUGUUUUUUCUGCAGUUGAUGACAGAUGAAGAGUUUUCUUUAUCUGUUAUGGCAGUGGUGAUUUUGACAGCCACUGUAACACCAUUAAUCAGACUUCUUUAUGAUCCAUCAAAACGCUACUUUUCAUCAUCAAGAUGUACAAUUCAACAUCUGAAAGCCGAGACUGAGCUUCGAGUCUUGGUCUGCAUUCACCAUCAAGACAACAUCCCCACCAUCAUUAAUCUCCUUGAAGUGUCUUAUGCUUCAAGAGACAGCCCACUUGUUGUCAUAGCUCUAAUUUUGGUUGAGCUCAUUGGGAGGAGCAAUCCGGUUCUUAUCGCACACCAAGCCGAUUGCACGCUCGAAAGAUCUUCGUCUAAAGCAACCCACAUUAUCAAUGCCUUGAGGCAAUAUGAAGAUCACAACGCAGGCUAUGCUACCGUCGAUGCUUUCACUGCGAUAUCGCCAUACGACCUUAUGCACGACGAUGUUUGUAGACUCGCAUUUGAUAAGAGGGCAACCAUUGCUAUUCUUCCUUUCCACAAGCAGUGGGCGAUCGAUGGCACGAUUGAGAGGGUGAACCGAGCCAUCCAGAAUAUGAACUUACAAAUCCUUGAAAUGGCACCUUGUUCAAUUGGAAUUCUAAUAGAUAGGGGAGUCUUGACUAAGCAAGUAUCCGUCUUGACUGCACGAACUCCAUAUCAUAUUGCAGUGUUGUUCGUUGGUGGCCCGGAUGAUGCGGAGUCAUUAGCUUUAGGAGCUCGUAUGGCCAAGCAUCACAUGGUCGACUUAACCGUCAUUCGGUUCCUUUUGUUUGGAGCUGAAAACAGCAAGAAUAGAAAGCAUGACACUGAGUUGAUCCAUGAAUAUAGACAAGCCAACUUGGGGAAUGAGCAUUUUGUGGUUGUGGAAGAGAUGGUGAGAGAUGGCUCUGGUUUAGCGGCAUCCAUUAGAGGCAUGGAGGAUUGCUUCGACUUAAUAAUCGCGGGACGACGACACGAGGAGAACCCCAUUCUCGACGGCCUUCACCAAUGGAGUGAGUGUCCGGAGCUCGGGGUGGUCGGCGAUAUACUUGCAUCUCCGGACUUCAGGAGCUCGUCGACAGUGAUGGUGGUGCAGCAACAACGGUUAAGAGGGAGAUUUUCAGGGAGAAAGAUGAUGAAUAGCAGCCUUGUUCAUGAUGCUCCGACGGGAUCUUGGUCUAUAAUGAUGGAGAGGUGAAAUAGGGCAUAGCUUUACAAAAUCCUUCUUUUUUUUUCCUGUUAGUUUUUUGGGGAAUUGACAAAAAUAGGCCAAAAAUGGGAUA
Messenger RNA from Cucumis sativus (cucumber), 2693 nucleotides. Its product is annotated as cation/H(+) antiporter 15. Gene Ontology annotation, molecular function: antiporter activity. The record is from RefSeq and is a predicted model, not a curated record. Gene Ontology annotation, cellular component: endomembrane system; membrane. Lineage: Eukaryota; Viridiplantae; Streptophyta; Magnoliopsida; Cucurbitales; Cucurbitaceae. The coding region runs from base 77 to 2608 and encodes 843 amino acids. Gene Ontology annotation, biological process: proton transmembrane transport; regulation of pH. The transcript is spliced from 4 exons.